AUCUUUAGUGAAAAUUCUGGCUUUGCCCCUCGAACCCUUCAAAGCUACUCAUAUCUGUCGUCGGUCCGCCUAUCACUCGCAAAGAGCCGACCCAUUGCGAUCGAUACCUUCUUAGAGCGCACUCUUUUGUCUCUCUUGAGUUUCGCCUCCAACUUUGGCACUCAUCUGAAAUCCGAUGUUCAAAACCAAACCAGCGAGAGCGACAAAUUGUUUCUCAUAUUAACCAAAAAAAUAAAAAAAAAACGAUGAGAGAAGCCUUAUUUCGAUGUGUAUUGCUAUUUGUUUGUUACGUUAUUCAAUUAACUUCGGCUACUGUUGUUCUGAAACCCUUCUUCUUUUCCUUUCCAGACCUUCCCGCCAAAUUUGCUGUGGGACUCAAUAGGUCUGGCAUAUGUGGAGCUUUGCAAGUGGCGAAUCCGCUAGAUGCUUGUUCUUCGCUGCACAAUCGUUUUGGGUUCAACGAAACUGAGCAAGUAAGAAUCGCUUUGAUUGAAAGAGGUGAAUGCCCUUUUGAGAAUAAAAUUCGAAAUGCUCAAAAUGGGGGAUUUCGUGCUGCAAUUGUCUAUGAUGAUAGAGAUAAGAGGAAUUUGGUUUACAUGAUGAUGAACCCUGAGGGCAUCAAGGUGCAUGCUGUUUUUGUUUCUAAGCUAGCUGGUGAAAUUUUAAAGGAGCAUGCUCGAGGGAAAGAAUCUGAAUGUUGCAUUUACCUGUCUCAUAGUGAUACAGCGUGGACCGUUUUAGCAAUAUCGUUUCUUUCUCUUCUUGUUAUAUUAGCUUUCCUCAUAAUAGCCUUUGUCAUGCCCAGACACUGGCCAAAUUGGCAGCGAACACAUUUUCACUGCAAAAUUGUGGAUGUGCGGAUGCUGGAAGGCCUUCCCCGCUUCACAUUCCACUCCACUCAUUUGAAUUGUAAUCACAGUGGGGAAACUUGUGCUAUUUGCCUUGAGGAUUACAAAGAUGGGGAAAUUCUUAAAGUUCUUCCUUGCCAACAUGAAUUUCAUUCAAGCUGUGUGGAUUCAUGGCUGACUAAGUGGGGGACAUUCUGCCCAGUGUGCAAGUUUGAUAUGAAAAGCAAAUUUGUAUAUUCUGAGAUCAAGAGGGGAAUCUGGCUUCAGAAUCAAUCUUCUGUUUAUCUGGGAGGUCCUUUUGAACAGCAUUUUAAGUGUCUAACUCGUGUCUACGAAGUGCACCGUAGUCUUCCCAUAGAAAAUGAAUGGGUGCAACAAACAGCAGCAGUUGCCGCUCUAAAUCAGCCCGCACAUAUACCAGCAGCUGGUUUUCUAAGGCAAACCCAGCAAACAGCCACCAGAUCUGGAACCAAAAUUCAACUGAUACCUAAGUUUUGUGUAGGAUUAUUUGAUAUGGGUUUUUAUCUGGGUUUGAUCUCUUGUGGGUUGUUUCUUCUCCUUCUGAUAAAUUAUAGCUCAGAAGCUGAAGUCGUCACUGUUGAUGUUAAGGCAGCCAAGGGUCUUCUCGAGUCUGGUUACGUUUAUGUGGAUGUUAGGAUGGUGGAGGAGUUCAAGAAAGGGCAUGUACAUGCAGAGAAGAUAUUCAACGUUCCUUACAUGUUCAAGACUCCAGUAGGAUGGUUGAAAAAUCCAAAAUUCUUGAAGGAGAUUUCAGCUGUUUGCAAGGAGGAUGAUCAUCUUGUUGUGGGCUGUCAAAGUGGAGGCAGAUCUCGGCAUGCAACUGCUGAUCUUCUUAGUGCUGGUUUCAAGGAUGUGAGCAACAUGGGAGGAGGUUAUCUUGCUUGGAUGGAUAAUAAGUAUCCCCUAAAAGUGGAAGAGAAUGUUGGAAGAGGCUUCAUCUGCUGCAAUAAAGAGUUUUAAGAAGAUAAAGUGCAUAAUAAAACUUUCUUCUGCUUCUUUUCCUUAGAAAACCAACAGAGGAGGAAAAAAAAAAAAAAAAACUGAGCUCUGAUCUAUAUACAGAGCUACCAUGACUAUCAUUAUUUUUUUUGGCCAAAUAUUAUUUCCAUGUAUGUAACUAGAUAAUUACGGGAAAGCUGUAUGUGAUAAAUGACACUUUCAAUGCAGGUAGCAGCACGGAUGCCCUUUUAUAAUGUAAA
Hevea brasiliensis (rubber tree) is the source of this 2068-nucleotide messenger RNA. RefSeq names its product receptor homology region, transmembrane domain- and RING domain-containing protein 1. NCBI's taxonomy places the organism in Eukaryota, Viridiplantae, Streptophyta, Magnoliopsida, Malpighiales, Euphorbiaceae. The coding region runs from base 246 to 1829 and encodes 527 amino acids. The record is from RefSeq and is a predicted model, not a curated record. The transcript is spliced from 12 exons. Gene Ontology annotation, molecular function: catalytic activity.